AUGGAUUUCAGUGGAUCUCUGUUGAUAGUCCUAUGGCCUUGGCCAGCAUUAAACACCAAAACCAUCUCAAGUGUGGCUGCGCGGUGCAGCAGAGUCUCCACGAAGACUGGGUCCACCUCACAGGUGCGCCAGAACUACCACCAGAACUGGGAGGCCACCAUCAACUGCCAGAUCCACCUGGAGCUCUGUGCUUCCUAUGUCUACCUGUCCAUGUCUUACUACUGUGACUGUGAUGAUGUGGCUUUGAAGAACUUUUGCCAAAUAUUUUCUUCACCAUCUCAUGAGGAGAGGGAACGUGCUGAGAAAUUGAUGAAGCUGCAGAACCAACGAGGUGGCCGAAUCUUCCUUCGGGAUGUCAAAAAACCAGACCGUGAUGACUGGGAGAAUGGGCUGAAUGCAAUGGAGUGUGCAUUGCACUUGGAAAAAAGCAUGAGUCAGUCACUACUGGACUUGUACAAACUGGCCACUGACAAAAAUGACCCUCAUUUGGCAUGA
This is a messenger RNA of Myotis brandtii (Brandt's bat), 495 nucleotides long. Its product is annotated as ferritin heavy chain. Lineage: Eukaryota; Metazoa; Chordata; Mammalia; Chiroptera; Vespertilionidae. Gene Ontology annotation, cellular component: cytoplasm. The coding region runs from base 1 to 495 and encodes 164 amino acids. Gene Ontology annotation, biological process: iron ion transport; intracellular iron ion homeostasis. The record is from RefSeq and is a predicted model, not a curated record. Gene Ontology annotation, molecular function: ferrous iron binding; ferric iron binding. The transcript has 2 exons.